Messenger RNA from Strongylocentrotus purpuratus (purple sea urchin), 1013 nucleotides. RefSeq names its product p53 and DNA damage-regulated protein 1 (gene pdrg1). The record is from RefSeq and is a predicted model, not a curated record. The coding region runs from base 148 to 582 and encodes 144 amino acids. The transcript is spliced from 5 exons. NCBI's taxonomy places the organism in Eukaryota, Metazoa, Echinodermata, Echinoidea, Camarodonta, Strongylocentrotidae.
AAAUAAACCACAUUUGAAUUUUAUUAGGGGGGCAACUUGGUCCUUUCAAACUUUUGAAAACUUUCGCACGCGCACGCGCACACAGUCGAUAUCCAAUCACAUGUUGCCGAUCGUCUGCUAAUUUACAGUGAAUUGCUAAUAACAAAAAUGUCUGGAGAUACCAAUUUCGUCUUAACGCAUCUCGGUGAAUUAGAGGCUCUUGCGGAGGAAAUUCUCACAGAAAAACAGCAGAUCGUAGAUCUUGAUCGGAAGAGGAACCAAAGCAGGGAGGCGGUCCGAGCUUUGAAAAAUCAGACAGAAUUUCCGUCAAACCAGAAGAGUAAAAAAGAAGUCAAAACAUGGGUAGGCUUUGGGAACACUUUCAUCAAACUGCCAGCCAAGAAUGUCAAGACAAUGCUAACUGAAGAUCAGAAGAAGCUUGAUGAAGAGAUCAAUGAGCUGAGGAACGGACUGAAGCCAAAGGUUGCCAAGUUGAGAGAAAUGGAAGGUCAAGAAGAGAAAAAGGGCUUUGAUCUGAAGGCGAUGUCUCGGGAUGAAAUGAAGGCAGUGUACCACCCUACAGGCUUCCAAGGCAAUACCUGACGCCUCGGAACAAGCCAAGAUGGCCAUCCGGAGAAGGAGAUCCAGUGAAACCUCUUCAGAAAGGCCACCCAAGAGAAGAAGUCUUCAGAGAUGGUCUUUAUAUCCAGGUGGUUGUUGAUAAGAAGGUUUGACGGAGAAAGACCAUUUACAGAAUAUGAUGAAAGUAAAUCUUUAUACAGAGGUGGGCUGAAAAUGGCCUCUCAUUGAGAAAGAGGAAAGGGAAAUGUAUUAAGAGGUGGUUUCAUAUAGAAUGAUAUUAAUAAGGCUGUGCAUAAUCGUGUAAUGAGGUACUCGAGUACACUCCCAGGCUUACAGGUGAAUACUCGGACGCCAUGUUUUUACCCACGGUACCAUGCCGGUGCUCUCCCAGGCGCUGGGCACGGGUAAGUGUCAGCCUGGACAGUGCCAGGUGUACAGGCGAAGAAAAAAAA